AUGGCCCGCAUCGGCACCACCGUGCUGCUCCUGCUGGCGGCGGCGUGCGCAUGCGCGCACGCGCAGGACAUCGUGGAUAACCCGUUCCCCAAGAACGGCGACGUCUGCCACGACCUUGGGGACCAGUGGAAGACCAUCAAGCUGGGCACGUGCGAGGCGGGCACCGUCUGCCAGGGCUACAAGCGCGGCGUGUUCAAGUGCAUCUCGACCGAUAAGUCUAAGGGCGCCCUGGCCAUCGGCACCGUGUGCUACGACGAGAACAAGGUCGACCAGAAGGACAAGGCCGAGGGCGAGAAGUGGCGCAAGUACUACCGCGAGCGCAACUGCGCGUGGGAGGGCACCGACAAGCAGGGCACCCCCAUCGUGCAGUGCAUCCAGACCAAGGAGGACCAGAAGAUCUACAAGUGCGGCCGCAUCCUGCCCCUCUUCCAGAAGGGCUGCUUCACCGUCAGCGGCUCGAUGAUCUGGGGCAAGUGGAACGACAACCAGAUGUACGACGCGUGCAACGGCUGCCCCUGCUCGCCGCCGGACAAGGUCAAGUGCAAGGCCGGGCCCUGCAAGUACCCCAAGUGCCACUGCACCGAGGAGUGCACCCCGGAGCGCCAGAAGCUCCGCUGCCCCACCGCUUGA
Messenger RNA from Monoraphidium neglectum, 630 nucleotides. RefSeq lists its product as hypothetical. The coding region runs from base 1 to 630 and encodes 209 amino acids. The record is from RefSeq and is a predicted model, not a curated record. The transcript is spliced from 5 exons. NCBI's taxonomy places the organism in Eukaryota, Viridiplantae, Chlorophyta, Chlorophyceae, Sphaeropleales, Selenastraceae.